GAAUCGCAGAGCUACUGAUGCUGAGGGUGAUGCUCCACAGCAAGUGUGUGUGACUGAACUGGGCGGGUCUAGACGAAGAUGCUUGAAGAUGCUGUUUUACUCGAGAGCAUUGGUUGUAUUUGAAAUAUAAUCAUAUUGCUUCGCUUUACAAUAACCUUAAGGGACGCUUUCGAGGACUGUGACUUAAAUUUAACCGAAGGCAGCAAAAGGAAACUGGAAAUCGACUUUGUUCAGCAAAACUGAAUUCAAAGACGUCGCGGCAGCUAUACAAACCGGUUGAUGUCAUUCAAUCUAUCUGUCUAUAUUUUUACACGAUCCCUCGUUUCAGCGACUUCUCUCUUUGUUAGUUUCACGACGGUUUUUGUAAACAAAAUCGAUGCGGGCCUUGUCUGAGACAUAAAGGCUUUUAUUUAUAUGGUAUUUAAAUAAACUAAUACUGUUUUUUUGGGAGGGCUCUAAUGUUUACUUUUGGUUUUGAUAUGGAAGUAAACGAGUGCUGUUAAUACAUCUGCCAAUAACGCUUUGUUUGGGGAAAAUAACACAGGCCUACACGUUUGCAUGCAUGCAGGCCAGUGUCUUCGUGACGGCUGAAGGAAACAAAGAAACACAAUUCACACAAGGACACGACAGCCGAUUGCAUUCAGAGAAUUGUCACCACAGGCCCGCUGAUCUUUAAAAAACAGCCGGUAGAUGUUUUUGUCCGCCGUCGUUUACAUCAGUAAGCUUUGCCGGUAUUUCUCAAUGUUUAGCUCUGACAGACUCACGGUUACCGAAUAUGUCAGUCGACUGCAUAGCCGGAGGACGAGCUCUGACCCCAAAGCCGUUUCUCCCGGGCACAGCACCGACGUACAGGCCGCGCUGGACGUCUCUCUCCCCGCGCUGCGCUCCGCCAUCAAAACGCUGAAGUCUUCCAGAGACACCUGCGAUGUGGACGACACCCGUCGCGCCAUCGCUGAAUGUUUCCAGCUGGUUGAGGAGGCCUGGAUCUUGCCCACCGUGGGUCGACAGGUGGCUGAGGAGAUCUGCAACAGAAUCAGGUUAGAUGGAGGAUUGGAGUUGCUUUUGCUGUUGCUACAGACGCCUGCUGUGGAAAUCACCUACGAGUCUGCAAAGCUCCUGGAACAGAUACUGGUCUCGGAAAACAGGGAUUACGUGGCACGUAUGGGCCUGGGUGUCAUACUUAACCUGACCCGUGAGCAGGAGGACGCCCAGUUGGCACGCAGCGUAUCGGGCAUUCUUGAGCACAUGUUUAAACACACGGAGGAUACAUCUGCCCAGCUCAUCAGUAACGGCGCCCUGGACACGCUUCUGUUCUGGUGCCGUGGAACGGACCCAACCGUGCUGCGGCACUGCUCCGUUGCCCUGGCUAACUGUGCCAUGUACGGCGGGAACCGCUGUCAGCGUCUGAUGAUAGAGAAACAGGCAGCUGAAUGGCUGUUCCCUCUGGCAUUCUCUAAAGAGGACGAGCUGAUCCGUUUCCACGCCUGUCUUGCCGCGGCUGUUUUGGCGGCUAAUAGGGAAAUUGAGAACGAGGUGGUGAAGUCGGGCACUCUGGAGCUGGUGGAGCCCUUCAUCGCCUCAUUAGACCCUGAUGAGUUUGCACGCAACCUGCUGGACAGCUCGGACAACAUGCAGGGCCGCACAGCUGCAGACCUGCAACACUUGCUACCCCUGCUGGACGGUACACGGCUGGAGGGGAAAUGCAUUGCAGCGUUCUACCUUUGCGUUGAGACCAGUAUUAAAUGCCGGCAGCGUAAUACCAAGAUAUUUCAGGAGAUCGGUGCCGUUCAGAGUCUUAAAAGAAUCGUCAUGUACUCCAGUAAUGCCACUGUGUGCUCUCUGGCUAAGCGGGCACUGAGGAUGAUGGGUGAGAGCAUACCGAGACGUGUCUUGUCAUCUGUGCCCAACUGGAAGAUGGGAGAGGUGCAGACAUGGCUGCAUCAGAUUGGCUUCAAUGCAUUCAGUGAUCAGUUUCAGGAGUUGCAGGUUGAUGGAGAUCUCCUGCUGAACAUCACAGAACAGGAUCUGAUUCAUGACCUAGGCAUGAAAUCUGGGCUAACUCGGAAGAGGUUUUUAAGAGAGCUGCGAGUGCUGAAGACCUAUGCCAACUACUCCACGUGUGACCCCAAUAACCUCGCUGACUGGCUGGCCGACAUAGACCCACGAUUCCGACAGUACACCUACGGACUAGUGCAGUCUGGGGUCGAUCGGAACAGCAUCGCUCACAUCACAGAUCAACAGCUGCAGUCUGACUGUCACAUAGACAACGGGAUCCAUCGCGCCAAGAUUCUAUCGCCUGCCCGCCGUCCCACCAAACCCUGCUUAACUGAUUCCCAGCCUGCUGGCCCUGAUGUGUUCAUCAGUUACCGUCGCACCACGGGUUCACAGCUUGCCAGCCUUCUAAAGGUGCAUCUACAAUUACGUGGAUUCAGCGUCUUCAUUGAUGUGGAGAAGCUGGAGGCCGGCAGGUUCGAGGAGAAGCUGAUCACGAGCGUGCAGCGAGCACGCAACUUCAUCUUGGUCCUGUCAGCCAAUGCAUUGGACAAAUGCAUGGGGGAUUCUGCAAUGAAGGAUUGGGUCCAUAAGGAAAUCGUCUCAGCUCUAAAUGGAAAGAAAAACAUUGUUCCUGUCACUGAUAACUUUCUGUGGCCUGAUCCAGCCUGUCUGCCAGAGGAUAUGAGCACCAUUCUCAAAUUUAAUGGCAUUAAGUGGUCUCACGAGUAUCAGGAAGCCACUAUAGAGAAGAUUCUGCGUUUUCUGAAGGGAGGCCCAAGCCAGGAGCAGCCAGAUACAGCAAAAACAGAUCAAAUAGAGCCACAAAAGAAAUGACAAAUUAAUAUGAAUAUAUCUUAAUACCGAAUAUACAGGGGUUCUUAGUAAUGGUCGCCGUGUAACCAGAACACUAUAGCCUGCCCCGUAUGCAUGUAGCUGAAUUUUCUUGGGAGUUCUUUCCAAAGAAUAUUCUGUGUUAUUUACUUCUUAAUGUCUGUAAGCAUCAUUUGUAGCUGUUUAUAGACAACAAAUUGUAAAUAACUUGGAAAGUUUCUUGCUAUAUUAACCGAUGGUGUCCCUCACAUACUAUUUAUUGACCAUUCCCCAAAAUCUAUGUGAGACAUUCUUUAACUCAGGAAGCUGAAUUUGAUUUCCGAAUUGUCAAUGCAAAAACGUAAUGGGCAUAGUCAAUCUCCUAUGUUUAGAUAUUAAUGAUGAGAUAAUCCUCGCUUCAGUUUCAUUAUUGGUUUAACAUGGACACAAAUGAAAAGCCUUAAAAGACUUCAGACAUACGUAGUGCUUUUGCUUCUUUAGAAAUUAAUUUGCAGCAGAGGUCUGGAAAUUGUAGAGCAGUUGAACAUAUGUUUGGUGCACCGGUUGUUACAUGUUAGUUAUUUUAUUAUGUAGCUGAUUUGCGUCACCCACUAGUCAAAGAACUCAUUUUUUCAACUGCAGAGAUUCUGUAUGUACCACAUCAGUUCAUGGAAAUAUUAUGUUCAUGACGCACCUCAUACAGUAUUAAAAAAUACUCUAAAACAAUAGUAACAUUACUCCAUAUGGAUUUUUAGUUUUUAGGAUUUGCCAGAAUAUGCAGCAAAUUUAAUUCAUUUUCAUGUUCACUGUGAAGAAGCAACGUAUGAAACAAUGAGCGAUGCUAUUGAACAUUAACAGUACUAACACCUCAAGAUAUUCUCAAAAGCUCCCUACUGUUGCCUUAUGAUGUUCUUCUGGCUUUUUAUGUGAAAUACAAAUUGAACAAUCAAAAUGACUUUUUUCAUAAAUAAACAGCAAUAAAUUUGUUUUUGGAAAACA
Molecule: messenger RNA, 3804 nt
Organism: Triplophysa dalaica
Lineage: Eukaryota; Metazoa; Chordata; Actinopteri; Cypriniformes; Nemacheilidae
Gene: sarm1
Product: sterile alpha and TIR motif containing 1
Exons: 8
Coding region: 691-2829 (712 amino acids)
Biological process (GO): signal transduction; negative regulation of MyD88-independent toll-like receptor signaling pathway; response to axon injury
Cellular component (GO): dendrite
Molecular function (GO): signaling adaptor activity; NAD+ nucleosidase activity; protein binding
Source: RefSeq, a predicted model, not a curated record